UUCUCUUUUCACCAGAUGUUGUAUUACGGCUGCUACAAAGACUUCGGACCCGACCCACCCGCUUGGAUACCCGACCCGAAGGUUGCUUCUUCAACUAACGUAGGCAAGUUACUAAAAAGGCGUGGUAAAGUGUUGUUAGGUGAUGAUUACAAGAACCCUGUUUCGAGUUUCUCGACUUUUCAAGAAUUCUCUGUAUCAAAUCCUGAGGUGUAUUGGAAAAUUGUGCUGGAUGAGUUAAACAUAGUGUUCUCUGUACCUCCUAA
Molecule: messenger RNA, 263 nt
Organism: Camelina sativa (false flax)
Lineage: Eukaryota; Viridiplantae; Streptophyta; Magnoliopsida; Brassicales; Brassicaceae
Source: RefSeq, a predicted model, not a curated record